Molecule: messenger RNA, 862 nt
Organism: Cicer arietinum (chickpea)
Lineage: Eukaryota; Viridiplantae; Streptophyta; Magnoliopsida; Fabales; Fabaceae
Source: RefSeq, a predicted model, not a curated record
AUUAAACUGACAUGCCACAAGGAAGGGACAAAGAGAAGAGGCCACACCAUAUCUAUAUUUUCUCCCAUAAUUACUUCUUUUUACACUCCCCCUACCACUCCAUGUUCUGUAAUAGAACCUCUUAUUCUCCCUUAACUUAUUGUAUUUAAUGCACAUUUAUUUCUCUUUUACUACAAAUACUUCUUCUGCUGCUACCGUAUCAUCAGUGCAUUUUCCUUAUACCAAAACAAAAAAGUUUAAUUAGCUCAAAAUUUCAGAAGGAUCUGUUUCAGCAUGACAUCAAAUGCAUACAUUCUUCUUUUAUUUGUUUGCAUUUUCUUCCAUGCAUGCAAUGCUCGGCAGCAUCUGAUCAGUCCUUUAGAUAAGAAGGUGGAGAAGAAACAUCGUUUCUCUCUUAAGAUAGUUGAGAAAAAUGAAUAUGAUUCGUCAGUGAAAAAGUUUAAUGAAGGUGCUCAUAAGAUGAACAUUGAUCAGUUGAUUGUUGAGUCAGAAAAGUCAAAAGGCUCGAAACACCGAAGAAGUACUAACCAGAGAGUGUUGAAAGAUAUGGGAAAAGCUUCAAUAUUUGGUUUAAAAACUAAAUCUCAUGUUUCAGUUUCAUGGCGUGUGCCUCACAAGAAACAUAGUGACAAACAUCCUGGGUUUAAUUUGGAUUAUUCACCACCCAAGACACAUCCUCCUUCUCACAAUUAAGCAUAAAUGUUAUUGAAAUUAAGAAAUUGCAUCUCAUCAUCUAGGGUGAAAUGUUUAAUAUUAGUUUUGCUAGCAUAUAUAUGACUACAGGAAAAUGAAUGUGUGACUGUGUUCUUAUAAUCAAACAUAUGUUUUCUACGGUAAUUUAACUACGCUAAGACGUCCUUUU